UAGAAAGAACACAAAAAAUAAAGGACUGCUCGAUUGUCUUCAAGUAAUAAACUAGCCAUGGGUCUCCUUGUGUUAUUCGUAUUUGCAGGAUGCGUAACAUCGUCAAGCGCCGUGUCGUGCUAUACCUGCAAAGAGAAUAAUGUGACUUUUGAUGAGCUAGAAGGUGUCUUUGAAUUGACCAACUGCUCAGCACCCAGCCCAACCAACGACUUCGUUGACAUAUACAGGAACUGCACUGGAACUUGUGUCACUAGCAUAUCGCUGUCGUCUCGAAAUUACGACAUGGGUCGGUAUUGCUUUGAGGGUACCCCGUCACAAAUUGCGUCACAAUGCGAUCAAGGCUGCACAAGUCCUUCAAAUUGUCGACAAUGUUGUGACACCGACUGGUGCAACAGUGAUUCUGUGGAUACGAUCAUCUCUGAGCACCGAAUGGGCCAAACAUGUUACGAAUGCCGUCACAGCGAAAUACCAUACACCGGUUAUUUUAACCCCAGUUGCGGAUUGAAUUUCAAUUCAGCGGGGGAAGGAUUGAGGUACUCAUUUUGCCAGGGUCUUUGUUAUAGUGCUACCACUUUCAUUGAGGGUGUUGAAAUUGUCCUGCGGGGAUGCAGAGUUCAAGGAGAAGAUUGUGAUUAUGCCAACCACCCUUACGUGGAAGACCCGAGUAUCCAUUUGGAUGGUCGUUAUGGUGUUGAUUAUGACAUGAAGUGCUGCCAAGGCUCACUCUGUAACACUGGUCACUUCGUUGGUCCGUCUGGUGGCGCGAUCGUCCUUGCCGUUUCCUUGGCUCAAAUCCUCUUUGCCCUGGCGCUCUAAUUUUACUUUGCUUUUAUAGCAAGAUGUUUCAUUUCUUUUUGUUCAAUUCAAUUUCCAACAUUUACCAAAUUUAUUUUCUGUCGUGCAUUUCGAAAUUAUGAGUAAACUUUUGAAAGAUAUCUUUUUUUAUUGUCCAUAAUGCAAUCAGGUACAAACGGAAAUUCGAUUAAAAUAAAACAAAACAAAAAGAGGUACAUGGUUAGUUACCAACAAUAUAUAUAGCAUUUCCAUUUAUUUGAAUAUAGGAAAAAAUAUGUCAAUUAAAUGCACUGCUAGUGUAGAGGUAUAUACCCGUAGACGGAGAUCGAAACACGGACUC
Messenger RNA from Lytechinus variegatus (green sea urchin), 1135 nucleotides. RefSeq lists its product as uncharacterized. Lineage: Eukaryota; Metazoa; Echinodermata; Echinoidea; Temnopleuroida; Toxopneustidae. The record is from RefSeq and is a predicted model, not a curated record. The transcript has 4 exons. Bases 58 to 816 code for a protein of 252 amino acids.